UUUCUGUUUGUGGUGUGUGUGGAGGUGUGCUGGGAAGGGUAUAUGCUGCACUGUAAAGAUGAAAAGUAUAUCUUUUUUCAUUGGCCAUUUCACAUUUAACAUACAUGAAUCAUCCCAUAAGAUUUGAUGUCAGUGUUGGGCAUGUAGUCCACCAUUUUAUCAGGGCUUUUGCUGGCGGUAGCUUUUGUUAAGUGCCUAUUAUUUCCACAAUGUGGAAAACACUGACAAAAUUGCAGACAUAUAUUCACACCAAAAAACGGGAACCAUCGGAAAUUAGAUUUUAGUGAAAGGAUAUUGGAUAUUUGUCAUCAAUUAUGAUUUUAUCAAAAGGAAACAUAUCGGAGUAAAACGUUAAGUAAUCACGAAGCGCACACACUAAAGCAGUAGGAAACUUGCAUGAGUUUGUUUUUCAAUGAAUCAGAGCAUAAGAUCCUCCCAGAGAACAACAAAAAUAACUGGUUUUACUUAUGAUCACGUCACCAUUCGUUUGGUUGAAAUGAAACGAGAACGUUCGAAUCUAGCCAGCAAAAGCCCAGUAAAGUAAAUCUGGUUCUUCCUCGUCUAUUCUAGUGACUGGUAAGUGAUCACAGAUGAGCAAUGAGUGAUGAACUGUACCCUGCUGUCUCCCCCCCAAAUCAUGAACUUCUGUUUUUUGUAUCUUGAUGUUUUUGUGUGCUUUAUAGCGCAGCAGCCGACGCGAGUCGCUUGUUCAUAAAACAUCUAAUGAAACGAGUAAUUCCGGACGAGUCUAAAGCCCUGUCGCUGCUGGCCCCAGCCAAUGCCGUGGCAGGAAUCUUGCCCGGGGGAGGCCUUCUCCCAACACCAAACCCUUUGAUGGGAGGCUCAGCUUUUGGUGGUCUAGGAGGCCCGAACAUGGAAUGCAUGUCUGCUAUGGGAAUGGCUGGAGCCAACAUGAACCCUCAGGCCCUCUCUGCGGAUUUCCUCAAGCUAAUGCAAUCAAUGGAUCCUAAGAUGAAUCCGAUGGCUGCAGGGCUAAACCUCAACUCGGGUAUGAAGACUGACGCCUCCAACAAGGAGAUCGAGGAAGCCAUGAAGAGGGUCAGAGAAGCCCAGUCUCUCAUAUCGGCAGCAAUUGAGCCAGGAAAUAAGAGUGACAAGCGCAAACAUUCUCGCUCCCCGUCGAGGUCAAGGCGGAGGAGAUCCGGUUCUAGGUCGAGACACAGGCGAUCGAAGAGCAGGUCUCGACGCAGGUCCCAGUCCAAGAAUAGGAGGCGUUCCAGGAGUCCACGGAGGAGGAGAUCCCACUCCAGAGACAAGAGCCGACGCAGCAAGUCCAGGGAUAGGAGGAAGGAGGAAAAAUUGAAGAAACGCUCCAAGACGCCCCCCAAAAGCUACAGCAGUGCCAGGAGGUCUCGAAGCAUCAGCCGGAGACGUCGAAGAAGCCGCAGUGCAUCCAGGUCACCAAAGAAGUCCAGGUCUCCAAAGAGGAAGCUGUCAAAAUCCCCUUCCCCUAGAAGGCACAAGAAGGAGAAGAAGAAGGAUAAAGAACGCGAAAAGGACCGGGGCCGCGAACGAAAGGACCGGGAUCAGAGCAGAGACGAAAGGGAACGCUCCACCAGCAAGAAGAAGAAAAACAAAGACAAGGACCGCAAAUCAGACGGCGAGAAAGGAGACGUUAAGGUUUGGGACAAAUCAAGUGUUCCAAUUAAACAGGUGACCAGGGACUACGACGAGGAGGAGCAAGGCUACGACAGCGGAAAGGAGGGAGAGGUGGAAAAUGAGGAGGAGACCAAGAGCGAUUCGGACUCCUCCCCCAAGCCUCAGGAUGUCUCCACAGAGACACCCGAGGGACAGGUCCUCAAGAAGUCCAAACUGAACGGAGACGACCAUCAUCAGGAAGACAUGGAGAUGAGUGACUGAUGACUCGCUCUGUUGAUGAUUCAGAACAGCCAUCGUUACGCAUACCCUACUGUUCUUUUAUACAGGGCCACAAGAUUCAUGUGCCUGCUGUCUCAAAACAUAUUUAGUUAUGUGUAGUCUUAAAUGGGAAGUUUGUACAGUUUUUUUGCAUUUCACUGAGAUCUCACCCAACUGGAAAAAAAUGUUCGGUUUAGCUUCACCCGUUUGUUUAUCUUACAUAGAGCAACCAAUAUGCAUGUGUCCCAAAUACCUUUAGUAAAGAAUGGUUAAAGAGUGUGUCACGUCAGGCAAGUUUCUAAAAUUACACUGCUGUACUUAAGUUCCAAGGGCCUUCUAAAUUUUUUCAAAUCGAUUUCCUUUUCUCUUUUUUCCUUUUUUAAUCUUGAAAGUUGUUUUUCAUGAAUUCAUGAAAUUGAAUGAAUUGUAUAUUGAAAUAUUUCACUGGACAUAAGUCUCAGACACAGCAUAUUCAGUUGUGCAGAGCAGGUUUUCAUCUGGAUUCCUAAUAAAUAACCUUUGAAGAA
Osmerus eperlanus (European smelt) is the source of this 2405-nucleotide messenger RNA. It is a transcript of the gene srsf11, whose product is annotated as serine and arginine rich splicing factor 11. NCBI's taxonomy places the organism in Eukaryota, Metazoa, Chordata, Actinopteri, Osmeriformes, Osmeridae. Gene Ontology annotation, cellular component: nucleoplasm. The transcript has 11 exons. The record is from RefSeq and is a predicted model, not a curated record. Gene Ontology annotation, molecular function: RNA binding. The coding region runs from base 724 to 1881 and encodes 385 amino acids.